This is a messenger RNA of Balaenoptera acutorostrata (minke whale), 996 nucleotides long. Its product is annotated as purine nucleoside phosphorylase-like. The record is from RefSeq and is a predicted model, not a curated record. Gene Ontology annotation, molecular function: purine-nucleoside phosphorylase activity. Gene Ontology annotation, biological process: nucleoside metabolic process. Gene Ontology annotation, cellular component: cytoplasm. Lineage: Eukaryota; Metazoa; Chordata; Mammalia; Artiodactyla; Balaenopteridae.
AUGGUCCAUGGUGGCAUUAAAAGUGAUUACUCGUUCCUUUGGGGAGGUAGAUGCCACUUCAGAGAACUGGAGUUGAAACCUCUGCCCCAAGACUGUGAAGCCAAAAUCUUUCUUCCUGAGAUUCCCAUCCUAGAGUCUAGAUUCACAUAUGAAGGUUAUCAGAACACUGCAAAGUGGCUUUCGUCUUACACCAAACACGGACCUCAAGUGACAGUGAUCUGUGGUUCUGGGUUAGGAGGUCUGACUGACAGAUUAACUCAGGCCCAGAUCUUUGACUACAACCAAAUACCAAACUUUCUCAAAAGUACAGUGCCAGGUCAUGCUGGUCGAUUGGUGUUUGGGAUUUUGAGUGGCAGAGCCUGUGUGAUGAUGCAGGGCAGGUUCCACAUGUCUGAAGUCUACCUGCUCUGGAAGGUGACAUUCCCAGUGAGGGUUUUCCGGCUUCUGGGUGUGGACACCCUAGUGGUCAUCAAUGCAGCUGGAGGGCUCAACUCCAAGUCUGAGGUUGCAGAUAUCAGGCUGAUCCUUGACCACAUCAAUCUAUCUUGUUUCCGCAGUGAGAACCCUCUCAGAGGGCCCAGUGGUGAUAGGUUUGGAGUUAGUUUCCCUGCCAUGUCUGACUCUUAUGACCAGGAUAUGAAGCAGAAGGCUCAUAGUACCUGGAAACAAAUGGGGGACAGAGAGUUACAGGAAGGCACCUACGUGAUGGUAGCGGGCCCCAGUUUUGAGACUGUGGCAGAGUGUCAUCUGUCGCAGAAGCUGGGAGUGGAUGCUGUUGGCAUGAGCACAGUACCAGUUGUUAUAGUUGCAAGGCACUGUGGACUUCGAGUCUUUGGCCUCUCCCUCAUCAAUUACAAGGUCAUCUCGGAUUAUGAAAGCCAGGAGAAGGCCAAUCAUGAGAAAGUACUAGAGGCUGGGAAGCAAGCUGCUCAGAAAUUGGAACAGUUUGUCUUCAUUCUUCUGGCUAGCAUUCCACUGCCUUAUGAUGCCAGUUAA